AUGGCAUCACCGCUGGUGAUUGCUGUGCAGCCCCGCGCUACAUCGGACAAGAACAAUAUCAAAAAUAUCGCCCGGGUCGGAAAUGCGUUCAUCAAGGCGACCAAUGCGUCAGAAGCGAUAGAUUUCAUCAAUGCAAAUUCGACCUUCUUUGACAUCUACGUUGAUACUACUGAUAUCGGCGCUGAUAAUGCAGUGGAAAUUCUCAAUGCUGGUGCUUCGAAGAUAUUCCUGAACACGAAACAAUUGAUUUCACUUACCGAGGAGAACGAGAUUCCGUCGUCAAGAUUAGUCGCAUAUGUUGCUUCAGAUGAAGACUCGACAGAGCUACGCAAUUGGCUAGCAAAUGCCCCCGGGUCACAAGAUGUUGGCGUCUGUUCAACCUCGAACGCCGCUGAACUCUUCGAAAAAUUUGACUUUCCCAAGGAUGGCGGUCAAGUUUUCAAACUUUUCGGAGAGAAUGUGACUGAAUCUGCCGUCAUUGAAGAGGUCGCUCACGGCGUCGUUGCAAUCGUGCCGUCUAAUCAGCUUUCGAUCAUCCCAACGGCGGAUGGAAAGGUCGCUGCGUCAAACGUCCUGGCCAGCCGGGCUGUGCCUGAUAGAAACACCGGACUUAUUGCCACCUUAGUGGUCGAUGAGAGGGGAGUAUCAUUAGGCUUCGUGUGGAGUAAUAAGGAGAGCUUGUUGGAAGCCUUAAAGACGGGCACUGGAGUCUAUCACUCUCGAAAGCGGGGUCUUUGGUAUAAGGGCCAAACUAGCGGAGAUACGCAAGAGCUUUUAAGUAUUGGCUUUGACUGCGACGCAGACUGUUUGGUUUUCAGGGUUAAACAACUUGGCCGAGGAUUCUGUCACCUUGGCACGAACACUUGCUUUGGUCGGUAUCACGGUCUUUCUAGCUUACAGAAGACCCUUCAAUCCCGCAAGGAGAGCGCGCCUCCGGGUUCAUAUACAGCGCGGCUAUUCAAUGAUCCCAAACUUGUUGAAGCCAAGAUUAUGGAAGAAGCAGAGGAAUUGUGCCAGGCGACAACCAAAAGUGAGAUUGCGUCGGAGGCUGCUGACUUGAUCUACUUUGCCCUUACCCGAUGCAUUGCCGCGGAUGUAAGCUUAGAGGAUAUUGAGAAGAAUUUGGACUUGAAAAAUCUCAAGGUCAAGCGCCGCAAGGGUGAUGCUAAAGCUCGCUGGGCUCAGAAGGUCGGCUUGGCCAAGUCAGGGAAGGCCUCUGAACCGAGCCCUGCACCAGUGGAAGAGGAAGCUCCCAAAUCUGACCGUAUUGAAAUGAAGCGGAUUCACACAGCUAACACACCAAUCAGCGUUAUCAAAGACGCUCUAGAACGGCCUUCCCAAAAAUCCAAUGAGGCUAUAGUUGAACUUGUGAAGCCCAUUAUUGCUGACGUUCGCGCGAACGGCGAUGCUGCUGUUCUUAAGUACACCCACAAAUUCGAGAAGGCGACAUCAUUGACAUCACCCGUCCUAAAGGCUCCAUUCCCUCAACAUUUGAUGCAACUAUCGUCUGAUACCAUUAAAGCUAUCGAUGUGAGCUUUGAGAACAUCAAGAAGUUCCACUCGGCACAGAAAGAUGACAAGCCACUUGUUGUCGAGACCAUGCCCGGCGUGGUCUGCUCUCGGUUUUCACGCCCCAUCGAACGUGUUGGUCUCUAUAUUCCUGGUGGAACCGCCGUCCUUCCCUCCACUGCUCUUAUGCUUGGUGUCCCUGCAAUGGUAGCCGGUUGCAAGAGGAUAGUCUUUGCUUCUCCUCCUCGCUCGGAUGGUAGCAUAUCUCCAGAAAUCGUUUAUGCAGCACAUAAGUGUGGUGCAGAGAGCAUUGUACUUGCCGGUGGCGCCCAGGCUGUUGCAGCCAUGGCUUAUGGUACCGAAAGCAUCACCAAGGUUGACAAGAUCCUGGGUCCUGGUAAUCAGUUCGUGACUGCUGCCAAGAUGAUGGUGUCGAACGAUACCUCUGCCGGUGUUAGCAUUGAUAUGCCUGCUGGACCUAGUGAGGUACUUGUUAUUGCCGACAAGAAAGCCAGCCCAGCAUUCGUCGCAUCCGAUCUCUUGAGUCAAGCAGAGCACGGCGUUGACUCCCAGGUCAUCCUUAUCGCCGUCGACUUGGAUGACAGAGAAUUGGCAGCAAUCGACGAGCAAGUGCACCAACAAGCAAAUGCUCUACCACGAGUCGACAUUGUACGUGGAUCAAUUGCACAUUCCGUUACAUUUGUUGUCAAGUCUAUCGAGGAGGCCAUGAAUCUCAGCAACGAAUAUGCUCCGGAACAUUUGAUCUUGCAGCUCGAGAAUGCAGAGGAGGUCGUUCCUCUAGUUCAGAAUGCUGGAAGUGUUUUCAUCGGCCAGUGGACUCCAGAGAGCGUGGGUGAUUAUUCUGCAGGCGUCAAUCACUCUCUGCCAACAUACGGAUACGCAAAGCAGUAUUCUGGUGUGAACCUAGGAUCCUUCGUAAAGCACAUAACCUCCUCAAAUUUGUCGGCUGAGGGUCUUCGCAAUGUCUCAGAGGCAGUUAUGCAACUAGCUGCUGUUGAGGGUUUGGAUGCCCACAAACGCGCUGUGAGCAUUCGCAUGGAUAUCAUCAACAAAUCUUAG
This is a messenger RNA of Talaromyces stipitatus ATCC 10500, 2589 nucleotides long. RefSeq names its product phosphoribosyl-AMP cyclohydrolase, putative. The record is from RefSeq and is a predicted model, not a curated record. Gene Ontology annotation, molecular function: metal ion binding; histidinol dehydrogenase activity; phosphoribosyl-ATP diphosphatase activity. The transcript is spliced from 2 exons. NCBI's taxonomy places the organism in Eukaryota, Fungi, Ascomycota, Eurotiomycetes, Eurotiales, Trichocomaceae. Gene Ontology annotation, biological process: L-histidine biosynthetic process. Gene Ontology annotation, cellular component: cytoplasm. Bases 1 to 2589 code for a protein of 862 amino acids.